Molecule: messenger RNA, 1059 nt
Organism: Stereum hirsutum FP-91666 SS1
Lineage: Eukaryota; Fungi; Basidiomycota; Agaricomycetes; Russulales; Stereaceae
Exons: 6
Coding region: 1-1059 (352 amino acids)
Source: RefSeq, a predicted model, not a curated record
AUGGCUUCAGCUCAGGCACAGAAUGUUCCAAAGGCCAUGCUCUAUCAUGACCCACAGUCACCGUGGGAGGAGAAAGGCUACGGCGAGGAUGAGAUCGACCUGAAAAUCGUCGACCUGCAGAAAGGCGAGAACUUUUCGCCGACCUUUCUGCGCCUCAACCCCAAAGGCACGAUUCCCACUAUGAUCGUCCCGUUCGAGAACACUCUCGACUCUGUCACCGAGAGCCGUUACAAGGCCGUCACAGAUAUCACAGCUAUCGUUGACCUCCUCGACCGUUCUCGAACCGCCAUCUCCCGCACCCACACCACCUCCUUCGCUCCCGCGCCCUCCCUCUCGCCCGCAACCAUCGCUCUCUCCGAACUCUCUAAAUCUAUCACUGCGCUCCUGCACUCCGCCCCCGCCUCCCCGGAACUCCUCUUCCUCUUCAACGCUCGCGAGACUCCCUCCCUCCGCGCCGCCGGCCCCACACUUCUGCCCUUCCUCCAAGGCCGGUACGAAGCCCUCAAUAAAUACUUGAAAGAGAAUGAAGCGAGCGAGAUCAGGGUGAGCGAGAAGACGAGGGUGUUUUGGGUCGAGAAGAAGAGGACGACGGAGGAAGUGCUAAAGGUCGUAGAGGCUGCGGGCAAGGGAGAGGAAGAGUUGGGCGAGGAGGAGAAGAGUGCGAGGAAGGAGUAUUUUGAGAAUACGAAGGCGGCUUGGGAGGUUGGGCUAGCCGUUGUGUUGCAGAAGAUUAGUAAGGACCUCGUUGGGCCUUAUGCGCUUGGCGACCAAUUCUCCGUGGCGGACAUCCAUCUCUGCGCCUGGCUCGCUUGGCUCCUCAAGAUUUCCGGGGGUGGCGUCACCGACAGUGGACCCGAGGCCAUCAGGAAGAUAGAGAAGAACGUAGGGGGCGGGUUCUCGCUCCCCAGGGCGUUCAUCACGCCUCCUUCACCGGCGCAAGACGGGAGUACCGAUGCGACAACGCCGACGCAACCGGUGCCGCAGGCGAAGUUGGCGAUCAUUUGGGAUGCGAUCAAGGAGAGGCCGAGUUGGAGCAAGAUUUAUGGAGGUGGGAAGUAG